Molecule: messenger RNA, 1797 nt
Organism: Cladophialophora immunda
Lineage: Eukaryota; Fungi; Ascomycota; Eurotiomycetes; Chaetothyriales; Herpotrichiellaceae
Exons: 2
Coding region: 415-1527 (370 amino acids)
Cellular component (GO): mitochondrion
Source: RefSeq, a predicted model, not a curated record
ACUUCUGCAAGGUAAACCAGCUUCUUACUUUCCAAUCAACACCCAUCAGCUGCCACACGCCUGCCACCGACUGCCAACCCCAGGCCAUCAAUACCACCACGCAGCUCCUCCUCCUGCAGACCAUUUUCCCCGCGUUCUGCUCAGAGCCACCCGAACCCCAGUCUCUCACGCCUAAACAAUCUGCAACUUCGUCCACGUUGUCUUGACCAUUGGGGCUUUCUCCGGCACAAUAACCUCGUAGCUCCUCUGCUCGCGUGUUACCUCGAGUCCUUGUUCUUUGUCGGACCUCUCCAAAAUUCAACAAACCAACUGUAUCGACCAAUACAAGUCUCUUUCGACAGAUAUUGUUCUCAGCCAGCCUCUGCUCUGAGCUUCUUUGUAUUUCCAGCUCAAAGACCCCGGGAUUUGGCGAUAAUGCUCGCCCGUCGGCUACUACCCCUCUCUUCCUCCGCCCAAACUCCCUCGUUGUUGCGCGCCUUCACUACUACCUCCCUAUUACGAGACCCUCCUCGCAGCCCUGCAUUGAGCGAUCUGACUUCCGACGGAGCGGACGCUUUCAAUACCAAACAGAAGGAAUUCCGAGAUGGACUUGAGGCUGCCCGGAAGAGAAAAGAACAAGCUGACAGUCAGUUCCUUGAUGCUUCUACCUCUUCUUCUGAUAGAUCCCCAAGUCUUACUGCUGCUGCAUCCCGCGUGUCUGAAACCUUGGGCUUGGGCUCACUAUCUACCGCACCCUCUACAGAAGAAGCAAGACAAGCCGAAACCGACACCACCACAAAGCGAACCGGCACUCUCUCUAGCCUCAUCUAUGGCACCCCCGAAGGCCAAAACCUAGACAAAGAGAUGGAAAGGUCGUUCUCACAGGUGUUGGCUAGGGGCAAAUACGUCCAUUCGAUCGUCUUUCACGAUGUCAAACCGGACAAGGUCGAUGACUACGUAGAGUUGGUGGGCAAUUGGUACCCGAGGAUGGCAAAUGACCCGGAGAACAAGGUCCAUUUGGUAGGAAGUUGGAGAACAGAAGUGGGGGACUGUGAAACUUUUGUUCACAUCUGGGAAUACCAGCGAUACACGGGAUACCAUGCCUCGCUGCACAGCAUCGCACACCACCCCGAAUUUCCCGCCUUCGAGAAGAAAUUGCAGACUUUGAUUACAUCCAAGAAAAUCUCACUAAUGCAGGAAUUCUCAUUUUGGCCGACCACCCCCCCUCGAAAACUUGGUGGCUUGUUUGAAUUACGAUCAUACACCCUUCACCCUGGAAAUCUAUUGGAAUGGGAGACGCAUUGGCGGAAAGGACUCAAAGCACGCCGAGAAGUCAUGGAAGGCGUCGGCGCUUGGUUCGUGCAGAUUGGAGAUCUGAACACUGUGCACCAUCUAUGGCAAUUUGCCGACCUGGAGGAGCGGAAAUUGAGACGAGAAAUGUCGUGGGGCAUCGAAGGAUGGGGUGACACUGUGCACAAGACAGUGCCAUUGAUCCAGAGCAUGAAAAGCAAGAUCCUAAUUCCCAUGCCGUGGAGUCCUGUGGGUUAAACCAUUCUGGAGGGAAGUGAGUGGGUGAGAGAUUGAAUCUUGGGCAAGAGGGGACGUGAUGAAGGAGGGCCAAACACUGAGGAGGACCAUGGUGUUGGAAGACGUGUUUUCAACCAGAGUCAAGCAAAAGUGUCAAGCUACCGCUCUGCUCAGCAGGCCUCUAGGUCUGCCAGAUAGAUAUCCAGUCGUCUUGAGGCGGACUGAUGGAUCAAAUCCAAAGCCUCACAUAUGAUAGCAACCCACAAUGGAACACAGUUGCGGCAAGGCGGU